This is a messenger RNA of Ramularia collo-cygni, 1773 nucleotides long. Its product is annotated as related to membrane protein. Gene Ontology annotation, cellular component: endoplasmic reticulum; membrane. Gene Ontology annotation, biological process: transmembrane transport. The transcript has a single exon. Lineage: Eukaryota; Fungi; Ascomycota; Dothideomycetes; Mycosphaerellales; Mycosphaerellaceae. The coding region runs from base 1 to 1773 and encodes 590 amino acids. The record is from RefSeq and is a predicted model, not a curated record.
AUGUCCAUCUUCACGCAUCCCAAGUCCUUUCGUCUCCGCGAACUGGCCAGCGCCUCUCUCGUCGGCUUCAACCAACGGAGAGGUCUCGAUCCUCUCGACGCACAAUUCCCCAUCUUCGACGCCGUCGCAAACGCUACAAUGGGCGCCCUCGCUCACGAAUCGCAUCCCAACUUCAUCAACCUGGCCGGUUUGGUGAGCGAGGCCGUUCUGGAGGUGGUCUUUGUCGCACUGCCAGGCUACCUCGUUGCCAUUACGGGCAUGUUCGAUGCAAACAGCCAGAAGUUCCUCGCUGAGCUCAAUACCAUGAUCUUCACACCAUGUCUGAUUUUCACAAAGCUUGCCAGUCAACUGAACGCCGACAAACUCUCCGAUUUGGUUGUGAUCCCCUUCAUUUUCAUCGCUCAGACCCUGGUAUCAUUCCUGUGUGCUACCUUGAUGGCGCGAUUGUUUGGGUUUGGGAAGAAAAACAAGAAGAUGCAGAAGAACUUCGUAUUGGCCAUGGGUGUUUUUGGAAAUUCCAACUCGCUGCCAAUCUCUUUGGUGCUGAGCUUGAGCAAGACCAUUCAAGGAUUGCAUUGGGAUCAAAUACCGGGAGACAACGACGAUGAGGUUGCUGCGAGAGGCAUUCUCUAUCUUCUCAUCUUCCAGCAGCUCGGACAGCUUCUGCGAUGGACCUGGGGAUACAGUGUCCUGCUCAAGCCUGCAUCCGCAUAUGAGGAUGACGAGAGAGCUUUGGCUGCAGAAGAGUCGCGGGGAAUUGAGGAGGRACAAUACAUGGACGAUCCAGAGGAGCACAACCCUCACAAGCUGGCCGACAGUGUUCACGAUUCUGGCUUCAACUCGGUGUCUAGUACGCGAUCGAGGGAAGACUUUCAUGAGCACGAGAUCAUCCCGGCCGCACCAGGAAAUGGCAACAACAUCUCACGUGAACCACGCAACUUGAUCUACGACUCUGCCGACGACUCCUCCAGCCAACGAUCCUUGACAGCAUUCCCCAACUUCUCGCGGUCUACUACGGCUAAUCUCGUAGACGACUCCCAGCGAAAAACGGGCUGGAAGGCACCCCUCUACCAUGUCAAGAGCACCGCAGUCCGCGUGAGCAGACGCAGCGCCGCGACAAUCAGUACAUUCUUCAACAACCUCUUCCGUAGCCUUCCAAAGCCCGUGCAGAAAGUUCUCUCUGUCAUCGGCCACUACCUUUCCGUCAUUGGCCAAGGAGUCUGGCGACAAAUGAACCCACCUCUCUGGGCAAUGUUGGCUGCUCUGAUCGUCGCAUCGAUCCCCGAUCUCCAGCACCUCUUCUUCGACAAGGGCACUCUCAUCUCCAACUCCGUAACACGCGCGAUUCAACAGAGUGGCAACGUCGCCGUCCCACUCAUCUUGGUUGUGCUAGGCGCCAACCUCGCGCGCUCUACUCUUCCCCAGGAUCAACUCGCUACAUCACCGGAGGAGAAGAAGGAAGAGCGAAAACUCCUCUACGCUUCGCUUCUCUCCCGUAUGGUAUUGCCCGUUAUCAUCAUGGCUCCUGUUCUGGCUUUGACGGCCAAGUUCAUCCCCGUCAGCAUUCUCGACGAUCCGAUUUUCAUCAUCGUAUGCUUCUUGUUGACGGGCGCACCUUCAGCACUGCAGCUCGCACAGAUCUGUCAGAUCAACGGCGUGUUUAUGGGAGCUAUGAGUAGUUUACUGGUGGCGAGCUAUGUCGUGGUUAUUUUCCCGAGUACCUUGCUGUUGGUGCUCAUGGCUCUGGAGGUGUUGGAGUGGGCUGUCAUAUGA